Molecule: messenger RNA, 3988 nt
Organism: Meriones unguiculatus (Mongolian gerbil)
Lineage: Eukaryota; Metazoa; Chordata; Mammalia; Rodentia; Muridae
Gene: Tmc1
Product: transmembrane channel like 1
Exons: 20
Coding region: 1-2334 (777 amino acids)
Biological process (GO): vestibular reflex; detection of mechanical stimulus involved in sensory perception of sound
Cellular component (GO): plasma membrane
Molecular function (GO): mechanosensitive monoatomic ion channel activity
Source: RefSeq, a predicted model, not a curated record
AUGAGUGAAGUAUCGGUAGUUACCGACAGUUACACAGGCAUUGAAGUAAUCGCUGCUCAUGUCUCCCUUUUUUCAACAGUGCAAAUCCAAGUGGAGGAGAAAGAAGACGACACAGAGGAAAGCUCAAAAAGUGAAGAAGAUAAACUACCUAGAAGAGAGAGCUUGAGACCAAAAAGGAAACGGACCAGGGAUGUCAUCAAUGAGGAUGAUCCUGAACCUGAGCCAGAGGAUGAAGAAACAAGGAAGGCAAGAGAAAAAGAAAGGCGGAGGAGGCUGAGGAGAGGAGCGGAAGAAGAAGAAGAAAUUGAUGAAGCGGAAUUAGAGCGAUUAAAAGCAUUAUUAGAUGAGAAUAGACAAAUGAUUGCUAAUGUCAAAUGCAAACCUUGGAAAAUGGAGAAGAAAAUUGAAGUUCUCAAAGAAGCAAAGAAAUUUGUGAGUGAAAAUGAAGGGGCUCUUGGGAAAGGAAAAGGAAAGAAGUGGUUUGCAUUUAAGAUGAUGAUGGCCAAGAAAUGGGCAAAAUUCCUCCGUGAUUUUGAGAACUUCAAAGCUGCCUGUGUCCCAUGGGAGAACAAAAUCAAGGCAAUUGAAAGUCAGUUUGGUUCAUCAGUGGCAUCAUACUUCUUGUUCCUGAGGUGGAUGUAUGGCGUUAACAUGGUUCUCUUUAUCCUGACAUUUAGCCUCAUCAUGUUACCAGAGUACCUCUGGGGUUUACCAUAUGGCAGCUUACCUAGGAAAACAGUCCCAAGAGCGGAAGAGGCAUCUGCAGCCAACUUUGGCGUGUUGUACGACUUCAACGGCCUCGCACAGUACUCUGUCCUCUUUUACGGCUAUUACGACAAUAAACGCACGAUUGGAUGGAUGAAUUUCCGGCUUCCUCUGUCCUACUUCCUGGUGGGAAUUAUGUGCAUUGGAUACAGCUUUCUGGUUGUCCUCAGAGCGAUGACCAAAAACAUUGGUGACGAUGGAGGUGGUGAUGACAACACUUUCAACUUCAGCUGGAAGGUGUUCUGCAGCUGGGACUAUCUGAUUGGUAAUCCCGAGACAGCUGACAACAAGUUUAAUUCUAUCACAAUGAAUUUUAAGGAAGCUAUCAUAGAGGAAAGAGCAGCCCAGGUGGAGGAGAAUGUCCAUCUCAUCAGAUUCCUGAGGUUUCUUGCUAACUUCUUCGUGUUCCUAACACUUGGUGCAAGCGGAUACCUCAUCUUUUGGGCUGUGAAGAGAUCCCAGGAAUUUGCGCAGCAAGAUCCUGACACCCUUGGGUGGUGGGAAAAGAAUGAAAUGAACAUGGUUAUGUCCCUCCUGGGGAUGUUCUGUCCCACACUGUUUGACUUAUUUGCUGAACUGGAAGAUUACCACCCUCUCAUUGCUCUGAAGUGGCUCCUGGGGCGCAUUUUCGCCCUUCUUCUGGGCAAUUUGUAUGUGUUCAUUCUUGCCUUGAUGGAUGAGAUUAACAACAAGAUUGAAGAGGAGAAGCAUGUGAAGGCCAACAUUACGCUGUGGGAAGCCAACAUGAUUAAGGCUUACAAUGAAUCCCUCUCUGGGAAUACCACAGGACCACCCUUUUUUGUUCAUCCUGCAGAUGUACCUCGAGGACCCUGCUGGGAAACAAUGGUGGGACAGGAGUUUGUGCGUCUCACCGUUUCCGAUGUUCUGACCACUUAUGUCACGAUUCUCAUUGGUGACUUCCUCCGAGCAUGCUUCGUGAGGUUCUGCAAUUACUGCUGGUGCUGGGAUUUAGAAUAUGGAUAUCCUUCAUACACAGAAUUUGACAUCAGCGGCAACGUCCUGGCUCUGAUCUUCAACCAAGGCAUGAUCUGGAUGGGCUCCUUCUUUGCUCCUAGCCUCCCAGGCAUCAACAUUCUCCGACUCCAUACAUCCAUGUAUUUCCAGUGCUGGGCUGUGAUGUGCUGCAAUGUUCCCGAGGCCAGAGUCUUCAAAGCUUCCAGAUCCAACAACUUCUACCUCGGCAUGCUGCUGCUCAUCCUCUUCCUGUCCACCAUGCCCGUCCUGUACAUGAUUGUCUCCCUCCCACCAUCUUUUGACUGUGGACCCUUCAGUGGUAAAAAGAGGAUGUUUGAAGUGAUUGGUGAGACCCUGGAACACGAUUUCCCGAGCUGGAUGGCGAAGAUCCUGAGGCAGCUUUCUAACCCCGGUCUUGUCAUUGCUGUCGUCCUGGUGAUGGCUUUGACCAUCUAUUACCUCAAUGCUACUGCCAAGGGCCAGAAAGCAGCUAAUCUGGAUCUGAAAAAGAAGAUGAAACUGCAAGCUUUGGAAAACAAAAUGCGAAACAAGAAAAUGGCAGCAGCUCGAGCAGCUGCUGCUGGUGGCCAGUAACUGUAUCAGAUAUCCUGGGGUUUCCGAGAAGAACUCUUCACUUCUAUCUUUGAAUGAAAUGAGCACAGGAAGGACCAUGACCAGCACUGGGGAACUGCUGCUCCAUGUUCUACCACUGAUGGGUCAUCAAGGUCACCGUUAGGAUCAUCUAUCAAGGGGUCUUCAGCCCUCCUUAAACAAGAAGAUUCUCACUGGAUUCUGUAUUUCUCUAGGUUCUGAUGCUUUCUCUCUUACUUUCCAGACAUGUUCUCAAACAAAGGUAGUUUAAAUGUGUGUUGUAGUAAUACAAAUUACUGGGUAUAAUUGGUAGUAUAUGGUUUCAAAGCUCAACAUUCCCUCAUAUGGACUUUUUGUUUAACACACUGGUUUAUUUUCUUAAAUCAGGAGUAGAGAUAUUAUAGCAUCUUUUGCCUUUCUAACUUUGGAAGUAUCUGCAGGAAGUAUUCAUUGAGAUCAUUCAUUGCCUCUGUUUGUGUGUAAUGUUUUUCUUAUUAAUUCAAUCAGGUUGGUAGGUUGACUUCUUUCUUACUUGUAUAAAUGUCAUAUUUAUAUAAUAUGAACGUAAAAAGAAUUGGCUCACUUUUAAAAUAUAAUAUUCUCCCUUCCUUACUUUUUUGUCUUUCUACCCAUGAGCCCAACUCUUACAUAUAUCAACACCUUUGUAUUUGCAGGACUCAGUAUGAAAAGAAAGAGGCUUUUUGGGAGAAAUGUCACAUGUAAUUUGACAUUUAUUCCUUGCAGUACUGACUUACCGAUAGCUUAUCACCACAGGGAGGUAUUGCCUCUCAGACAAACUAGACCUUUAUAAGUUUAACAAAAGAAGGCAGCAUAACUGACUGAUGUCUAGUCAGAAUCUCCCCAUUUAGCUUCCAAUGAUCAUUUUGCCUGAACUUAGAUUGUUGCUGUCUGUGUUUGUUCUUUACUUUGUUGUUGUUGACAUUAGGAAAACCUUUAGUUAAAGCCUUAAUUUAUAGCCGUGUGUUUAGCGUUAUGUUUAUCUAAAGUUUGAGUUCACUGAAUGGUAGCACUCAGUGCCCUCCUUGUCUUGUGAUGUGACCUCAGUAGAAUCUUCUAACUCACAGCAUCCCUUUCCAGAGCUAAGCCAACCUUCCUUCCCUGCAGUUAUCUUGCUUAGUUUUGUUGCCCUUUGAAUUCUCUUUAAUCUUCUCUUGGCCAUAGAAUGGUCAUACUGUUCUCUUGCCAAUUCUUGACUCACUUCCUACAAUUACCAUGUUCAUAUUGGUGUAUAUUCCCAGCCAUGUCACUCUCCUAAUGGGAUUUCUUAACAUGUUAUAUCUGUAUCCUCAGCAUAGCAUCUGUAGAUUUUCUGUGAUUUUUCAUGGUUGUUAUUGAUUGUUUCUUACAUGCAUGGAUAAUCUUUCCUGUCUAGACGGUAGCUUUGUAGGAGCAUGGAUCAUGUCUUCUCACUCUUUUAUAUCUCUCAUACAGUGCUAUGCACAGUUGGGGACUGCAUAAAUGUUUCUUAAUUAAAUUGAAUCAAUUUGACUUAUAGCAGUUGCAUUAUGAAACAAAAACUUGUAUUAGAUGCAUGGAAAAUGUUCUGUGAUAUGAGAAAUGGAUUAACUGCUGCCAGGCUUUUGUUAUCAUUAGACUGUAAUGCAGAUGAAUAAAUAAAGACAGUGGUGAUUUCUAC